This is a messenger RNA of Rotaria socialis, 1101 nucleotides long. The record is from the annotation of a GenBank genome assembly. NCBI's taxonomy places the organism in Eukaryota, Metazoa, Rotifera, Eurotatoria, Philodinida, Philodinidae.
AUGGUACGAUUUAAUGGGCACCAUAAACGUCGUCAUAUACCAUCAGUAAACAUAAAUCAAAACUUCACUGUCAAUGCUGUUUAUAAUAAAUUUUAUCAACAAUCUUUGGAUAUAAAUAAUACACGUAUAAUUAGUAUUGAACCACGUAAUAAAGUUUGGUUUUCAAUUGAAAAUGGAACGAUCUAUGCAUUGCCAUUGUUUGGUGAUUAUUCGGGACCGUUUAAAGUUCUAACACAAAAUCCGAAUUCUAUUGAAUUUAAACUAAAAUUCCAUUUUUCUCCAUCAUCAUCGUUAUUUUCACCGUCAAAACAUCUUCUACUUGCUUUAUUCAAUAUUUCAUCAGUCGUCUUUAAUAAUUCUCCAUUAAAUCGUUAUUUUAUUGUUCAAACACUAUCAUUAGCAAUGAAUAUAAGUGAUUCAUUAUUGACCAUACAUAAAAUAAAUGGUUCAAUGAUCAAAAUUUAUUUUUCAUGUGAUUUAUAUUCAUCAAAAGACCUUCCAUAUCAAAUACAAAAAUUAAUUGAUCAUUAUCAUUCGAAUCGUUUAGAAUUAAUGACAUAUUUUUCUUUGCCGUUAAUUGAAAUUUCAAUUAUUCGUAUAUCGAAACAAAUUACAACAACACCAAUUAUCGAGCUAAAAAAAGCCUUCGUAACAGUAAGACCACGACUAUUAAGUAAUCAAACGAUCGUAUCUUCAAGAAACAAUCUCAUUUUUUUCGAUCAAUUCUAUCAACCACUUGUUAUUGUUCCAUUAGUAAUAAUUUCAAUUGGUUUAAUUAUUUGUACAAUAAUUGCAUUUUGUCUUUGCUGUAAUCGCCGUUCAUCAUCAUCGUCGUCAACAUUACUUUUAUCGAAUGGUUCUUUUGUUACUCCAACAAAUAAACAUUUAUAUCAAAAACAUCGACAACAACGAGAAAUUUAUAGGAAAAAACAUUAUUUUCAAGAUCAACGACAAUUUAUUUCGAAGGGCAUUCCAGUAGUAUUUACCGAAGAACUUGAAGAAAAAUUAGAGCAAACACAUACACCGUUAGUUAUGCGAAUUGAAAAAGCACCAUUUUAUAAUGAACAAGAAAAAAACGAAUUGGAAAGAAUUAUGCUAUAA